Messenger RNA from Astrephomene gubernaculifera, 2326 nucleotides. NCBI's taxonomy places the organism in Eukaryota, Viridiplantae, Chlorophyta, Chlorophyceae, Chlamydomonadales, Astrephomenaceae. The record is from the annotation of a GenBank genome assembly.
GUUACCGGUAAUAGUGUAGGAUGACCCCCAUAUAUGCUAACUUCUUGUUAAAAUGAGUACUGCUUGGUGCACCUUGGUCACGUAGCUAUACCAGGCAGUGCGAUCCGGCUUUUCCUUGGAGCAAUUGUUACUGAUAUAGUUUCUAAGUACCGCUUUCCUUGCUUUGAAAUUUCGGAAGUGCGCUGGGUUGGUUAAGGAGGUGUUGAGAUGCUGGCUGGCUGUUUCGCGUAUCCCUCCAAGCUGUCAUCCGGAUUCAGCCACCAGUUAAAGCUAGCAAACGUUCCAAAGAAUUGUUGAUCACAAUAGCGGCGAGCUUCGGCGGCAAUUUCAAACGAUUAUGGAGAAGCAAUGAAAACAUCACACAAGCCAGCCGUUUUUGGCAAGGCGACAACAGCAUGGACAUCCGUAGCUUCACGGCUAUGGGCGCUAGCCUGGCCCUUGUCGGGCAUGGAGGUGAUGACGUUUGCAAAAGAGAUUAUCAUUACUGCUUUCGUCGGGCAUCUGGGUUCGAUGGAGCUGUCGUCGCUGGUGCUGUCUCAGACGCUAUACAACGUCAGCGGCAACGCGCCCAUGUUGGGAGUGGUCACGGCCAUGGAGACGUUCUGCGGGCAAGCGUAUGGUGCUAAGAAGUACGCAACAGUGGGCGUGGUGACACAGCGAGCCCUCGUGAUCACCACCCUCUUCAACCUCCUGUGCAUUGCCAUGUGGGGCAAGGCGGAGUCGCUGAUGAUUGCCAUGGGUCAGGACCCGCAGAUCGCAAAAGCGGCGGGCCGCUUCACGCUCCUCCUUAGCCCCUGCCUCUUACUUGAUGGCGUUGAACAGUGUUUACGCCGCUACCUAGCGGCGCAGUCUGUUGUACAGCCGUUGCUGUACGUCACUUUUCUUGCAACGCUGCUGACUCCGUUGUACCUUUGGUUCUUCAUCUUUAGAUGCGCGCUGGGCUUCGACGGCGCCGCUGUAGCAUGGGCGUGCGUGCAGGCCAGCUCCUGCCUGGGCCUGCUGGUAUUCACGCUGCACCACACCCGCAACCAGGAGCCGUCCAAGCGCACAUGGGCGGGCUGGAGCCGCGAGUGCCUGGCGGACUGGCCGCUCUACAUCCGAGUGGCCAUUCCCUCGGCCGUCAUGAUCUGCCUGGACUGGUGGACGUUCGAGAUCAUCGUGAUGCUGUCAGGUCUGCUGCCGCGGCCCGAGAUGACGAUGUCCAUGAUGGGCAUCACCUUCAACAUCCACGCGCUGUGCUUCUUCGCGGCGCACGGGCUCAGCGGGGCGGCCAGCACGAGAGUGGGCAACGAACUAGGCGCCAGUCGCCCCCGCCAGGCCUGGCUGAACACGCAGGUGUCCGUCCUGAUGGGCACUGUCAUCAUGGUGGUGUGCGCGGGGCUGCUGCUGCAGUGCCGCCGGCAGCUGGGCGCGCUGUUCUCGGGGGAGCAGGAGGUGGUGCUGCUGACCAGCCAGGCGGUGCCCACGCUGGCCAUAUCGCUUAUAGGCGAGGGCGCCAACACGGUACUAGCCGGCGUGCUGCGAGGCUGCGGCCGGCAGAAGAUCGGCGCGCAGAUCAACCUCUUCAUGUACUGGGGCAUUGGGCUGCCCUUCGCCUGUCUGCUGGCCUUCCGCAUGGGCCUGGGCGCCAUGGGGCUGUGGACCGGCCUGGCGUGUACGGCAUCCGUACAGUCGCUGAUCCUGUCGUGGAUCGUGUUUAAGUUUGACUGGAACGCGGAGGCUCAGCGUGCCAAGGCGCUGAUCGCGGCCGGUGAGUUGGAGAUUGAGUUGGAGGAGGAGGUGGAGCUGCUAGCGAGCAGCGGGCGGCUGGGGGCGGAGGGGCUGCUGGAUGUGGCUAGCGCCAAGCCCUCCACGUUGACAUUGUGAGGUUGGGCGGCGGCGGUGUACGACGUGCAGCGCACGAGGAGGAAGGGGCUGGGGAGUAUGCGGCAGUGGCGGGCUUGGUUCGGUUUGGCAGCGGCAUGGUGUGCAAUAACAUGAUGUGUAAGGGGCGCAUGAGUACCGGUAGCGUGCAUGCCGUUGGGGCAUCCGGCAGGAGAGAGGCAGUCUUAAUUGUAGUAGAAAUAUGCCCCCUGAAAGCAGGUCAACGGUCAAGUAUACGUGAAGCUGGGCGCAGUGGUCAUGGCGGCCACCGACAUAUGGACAUAACCACGUAUGUGUGCAUGUGAACCUGGUAUGGUGUUUGUGGUCGGUCUUACACACGUGAGUAUCCGGACAGGUAUAACAUGCGGUAGUACCAAAGCCGCAACGCGCAUGGGCUGUUUGUAUGGUUUGGGAUUUGCGGGUUGUUGGUGAUGCUGCUACUUACCAACGCUGUAGUUUUGAU